This is a messenger RNA of Candidula unifasciata, 156 nucleotides long. The record is from the annotation of a GenBank genome assembly. NCBI's taxonomy places the organism in Eukaryota, Metazoa, Mollusca, Gastropoda, Stylommatophora, Geomitridae.
AUGUAUAGGCGAUCAUUGGACCCAUUGAUUCAAGUGACCAUGUUCAAAGUGCUAGUGAUUGUUCUGUUGGAAUUAUCGCUGUCGUAUUCCACCGGAGCUGCAGCUGAAGAAGCCUAUGUUACCAUGGCUCGGUGCAGAAUUCAGUGCUUGAAGCAG